Molecule: messenger RNA, 448 nt
Organism: Polypterus senegalus (gray bichir)
Lineage: Eukaryota; Metazoa; Chordata; Cladistia; Polypteriformes; Polypteridae
Product: zona pellucida sperm-binding protein 1-like
Exons: 4
Coding region: 131-448 (105 amino acids)
Biological process (GO): prevention of polyspermy; binding of sperm to zona pellucida
Cellular component (GO): egg coat
Molecular function (GO): structural constituent of egg coat; acrosin binding
Source: RefSeq, a predicted model, not a curated record
CCUGGAUUGCCAGUUUGUGGUGGUGGUGUCUGAGAAGGUGACCCUUCCUCCCCUGGAUCUUGGGUCCAUCCAGUUGGUGGACGGCAGUUCCCCCAGCUGCAGUCCUGUGACCAGCCUGUCCAGCUUUGUCAUGUACCAGUUUCCAGUUGCUGCCUGUGGCAACACAGUUCAGCUGGCUGGUGGCAAUGUGACUUGCCAGAACACCACGUCUGCUGCCAUCACUGUGAGGACUGGUCCAGAGGGCUCCAUCACCAGGGACAGUGUCUACAAGUUAUUCUUCCAGUGCACCUACUCGGGAAGCCAGGAUGUGCAAGUGGAGGCUGAGGUGUAUACUGUGGCGCCACCUCUUCCAGUAGUAGAGCAAGGGCCAUUUGACCUGGAAUUGGUCAUUGCUACAGGACCUUCUGCUUCCAGCCAGCCCCAGUGGAGCCUUCUGGUGAAUGGGUAG